Molecule: messenger RNA, 2901 nt
Organism: Siniperca chuatsi (mandarin fish)
Lineage: Eukaryota; Metazoa; Chordata; Actinopteri; Centrarchiformes; Sinipercidae
Product: H-2 class I histocompatibility antigen, Q9 alpha chain
Exons: 8
Coding region: 287-1375 (362 amino acids)
Biological process (GO): immune response
Cellular component (GO): external side of plasma membrane
Source: RefSeq, a predicted model, not a curated record
GAGACAGCGACAUAAAGGCCCGCAUGUCUCCCCAUCCUCUCCCACAGGCUGAAAUGAGCUCAGUUUACUUUCACUUUCGUUAACAACCUGAGUGGGUCAGUUUUACCGAGUUAUAAGUGACGUUGACGCUCAGACUAAAUUCCCAUUGGCUCAGCUGGAGGUUGAUUUAAGCGUCCAUCUUCUCUUCUCCUCAUUUCAGCCUUUGUGCUCGAACUGGAAGUAUCCCUACAUUAUCUGUUUCUCUGGAUAAAGAAUCAUAUUAGUCGUUAAUCUAUCAAAGCUUUUGAUGCGACAGGACACGAUGAAGACCCUGGUCCUCCUGGCUCUCCUGGGAAUAGGUCUGCAUGGCGCAGCAGCAGCGACUCACUCUCUGAAGUAUUUCUACACUGCGUCUUCUGGAGUCCCAAACUUCCCAGAGUUUGUGGCUGUUGGGUUGGUUGAUGAAGUUCAGAUGAUUCACUAUGACAGUAACACCAUGAAAGCAGAACCCAAACAGGACUGGAUGAGCAGAGUCACAGCAGAUGAUCCUCAGUACUUUGGGAGGAACACUGAGAUCUAUGUGGGUACCCAGCAGACCUUCAAAGCCAACAUUGACAUUUUGAAGCAGCGCUUCAACCAAACUGGAGGUGUCCACAUUAACCAGAGGAUGUACGGCUGUGAGUGGGAUGAUGAGACUAAUGAGAUCAAUGUAUAUUAUCAAGAUGGUUAUGACGGAGAAGACUUCAUAGCAUUUGACCUGAAGACAGAGACAUGGAUCGCUCCAAAACAACAGGCUGUCAUCACCAAACACAAGUGGGAUAAUAACAAAGCUUUGAUCGCACAGGACAAGAACUACCUCACCCAGAUUUGCACUGAGUGGCUGAAGAAGUAUUUGGACUAUGGGAGGAGCUCUCUGCUGAGAACAGAGCUUCCCUCAGUGUCUCUCCUCCAGAAGACUCCCUCCUCUCCAGUCAGCUGCCACGCUACAGGUUUCUACCCUGACAGAGCCGUGAUGUUCUGGAGGAAAGAUGGAGAGGAGCUUCAUGAGGAGGUGGAGCACGGAGAGAUCCUCCCCAACCACGAUGGAUCCUUCCAGAUGAGUGUUGACCUGAAACUUUCAUCAGUCACACCUGAAGACUGGAGGAAGUACGACUGUGUGUUUCAGCUCUCUGGUGUGAAGGAGGACAUCGUCACCAAACUGGACAAAGCAGUGAUCAGGAGCAACGAAGGGAAUCCCAUUUCCAUGACUGUCAUCAUCAUUGCUGCAGUGGCCGUUCUUGCUCUUGUCGCCGUCGCUGCCAUUGGAUUCUUCAUUUACAAAAAGAAGAAUGCCAAACGCCCUCCAUCUCCUGUAAACGGCUCUGACGUCUUGGAGGAGCUGAAUCCAAAGGCCUAAAUGAAAAACACACCACCCUGAACACAGUUUAUGGAUAAAUUUUGCACUGGAACAAGGAGCGGUGCCUCCACAUCGUCCUCCGUAAACUGGGACUUCAUUGGUUAUUCGUCAUCAUAUCAUAAACUGAUAGAAUCAGGGUUGGGAAUCUAGUAGUUGAUGCUUAUUGGUUUGAAUACAAAGAAAACAAAUUUAAAAAUAAAUUGACAAAUAUUUGACAAACAUAAAAAAUAGAUGUUGACAUUAAAUUAUUUUAAUUAUUUAGUUUAAUUUUGUGACAUUUCCUCUGAUAAAAUGUUUUCUUAAAUGUGGGGAAAUCAAACGAGGACGAUUCAUAUUUUUUUUCUUGAAGAGAAGUAAAACACAAGAUUCAAAACAAUAAAAGCAUCACAGCACUCUUCAUACAUACAUAACUGAUUUAAACAUUUGUGUGUUCAUCUAAAACAAAUCCACCAUAGUUACAGUUUAAUACUUCUGGUUUUGGGGUUUUCUGAUAAAAUCAAUUAUGAUUGUAAAUAUACAUAUAUUGACACACACACACACACACACACACACACACACACACACACACACACACACAUUCCCAUUUUCAUAAAUAUAUACUCAUAGGGUCUGGCAAUAUGAUGAUAUAUACCUUGAGAUAACAUAUUUAUAAAUCAGCAGAGAGUUUUCUAUAGUAUUUAUACUGAUAAAGCCGUUCUUUGGUUAACUGGUUGUAUUAGAUCACUGUAGGCAAUACUGCAAAUCAAUCAGCAGCAUACUAAAAUGUUCUACGGAAACUGGACACCCUAAAUUGCCUGUAGGUGUCAAUGUAAUGGUUGUCUGUCGGUGUUACUCCUGGUGAUAAACUGUACUCCACCUCUCGCCCAGUGCAUGCUGGGAUUGACUCCAGUCCCCGCGACUCUCAGCAGGACGAGCCGGACAGGAAAUGGAUGGAUGGAGUUUUACAUCACUGUGCUGAAUUAUAUUGAUUUGUACGUAAAUCAUUGGACACGUAUUUCCAUCUGGUUACUGCUACAUCACUAAAUGGUUUCUUAUUUUAAUUUCCAGAAAAUGUACGACAUCAUGAAUACAGCAUGAAAUUAAAUUACAAUGAUAGGUUGUAUCAAUGUUGCCCACCCCUAUGUGCGCGCACACACACACACACAAAAUAUAAGCAUCAAUAAAAAUUAUUAUUUUCCAGUUGUGUAAAAAGUUUGCUUGUAUAUUUCUUUAAAACUGAUCGAAUUGAAAUAUCUUGUUUUGUUUUCAACCAAAAAAAAAUGUUUUUGAGGUUAAUUAAUCAGGAGUAUGUUGUUGUUUUUUGUUUCAUAAUUUUUAUCUUUUGAUCUGUUUAGAGCCAUUAUUAUAGUUUAAUUUUAGAUUAUACAUUUUCUUGAAAAUAUUUUCUGCUAGUGUUUAGGGAGGGGAUGUUUUCUCAGUUUUUUAAACAGAAAUUGAUCAGCGAUGCUCAAAAUCACCUCUUGUGUUGGGUUCAUUACUUUUGUACUGUUGUUUUGCUUAAACAAUAAAGUCCCUAAUUCUCCAAA